Acanthoscelides obtectus is the source of this 1907-nucleotide messenger RNA. Lineage: Eukaryota; Metazoa; Arthropoda; Insecta; Coleoptera; Chrysomelidae. The record is from the annotation of a GenBank genome assembly.
AGUAAAUAUGUCAGAUAUGGUUGUCAGUAAGAAAGUCUCCGCAAAAUUGGAAACUAAAUUUAAAGUGAUAUAUCAAAAAGCAUUAGCCGUGACGUAAUUAUUUCAACAAAACUUGACAAUGAAGUCAAAUACUUCUCUUGUUACUGCCAGAUCCAGAUCAAAGUCAAUAGGCUCGAGAUUACCCGAGCAGGAUGGAGGAAAUAGGAAUGCUCUUACUAUCUGUUCUGACGGUAAAGACAUAUACUCCAGCAUCCUAGGACCCACCGCUGAUGAAACACUCCUGUUGGGCCUACAAACCUUUCUAGGUUUUGGCUCAAGCGGUGAGGACGGUUCCACUCGAGCAAGGAUAGCAGGCAGUACUGUUCAAGCUUCUGAGAUAGAAGACAAGAGAAAAUACAGUAUAGCAGGUGGAACUAGCUUUGGUGGUGAGAGUAUUCUUGGUGGAGAAACUCUCCUAGGGGCCGACAGCAUUUUACAUGGUGAAAUUCUUGUGGGUGGUGAAAGUAUCGUCGGUGGUCAGGGUGUUGUGGGUGGUGAAAGUAUGGUGGGUGAUCAAAGUCUAGUGGGUGAUGUAAGUUUGGGUGGUGUAAGUUUUGGUGGCGUAACUGGCCAUGCUAGCGAGGGAGAUGCUACAAUGAGUAUGAAAAGCAGAAAAGUGUCACCUUGUAAGCUGAAAUGCCCGGAGAAGACCUAUGUUGAGCAAGGCGUACAAACUCUUCCUCCUGGAUAUGCCAUAAAGUGCAACAAGGCUGUUGCAUGUCCACCCAGGUGUCGGGUUGGAAUACAAGAAAGUGGCGAAAGCAUACUUCACCUAUCUGAUUCAAUGGUUGGUACGGAUGAAAGGUUCAACUUUGGAGGACAAACUCCAGGUCUCCGUAUAGGCUCAUCUGCAUCGCAAACUGGAGAUCUGCUAAACACCAGCAGUUCACAGACGUCAAGGGUAAACCUCAGUCAUGCUUCGUUGCAAACUCAAAGACAUAUGGACUCUGCGACAUACAUCCCCGUCCCUGUAAUGUCUAAUAAACAGCUAUCUACCUCUUCCGAGCUGCUGCCGGGUCUAGAAGACUGCAGUUGUUCAACUGAUAGCAUGCCUGCUAUACCUAUAAAAAGGAAACAAGUAAGGGCUUCCCAAAAGUCGUCAUUGUCAAGGUGUAGUUGUGGCAGAUCGUGUACUGGGCUGAAGAGACCUGCAAAGAAGAAGAAAACUGUGAAGAUGUGUUGCGAUUGCCCUUCAAGCACUACAGGAUUCUGAAAGGGUAAUUAAUCAUAACCUGUGCACACUCCUCCCCAUUUGGAAAUAAACAGAAUAAACUCACCUGAAUACAUAAAAACUAUAGGGAGCCUAAAGACCAUCUACAAAGUAGAAUCACGACUACUUAAUCCUUCAGUGCCAUUAAUGCUCCUACGCACGACAGUAUUUGUCAUUGCUUAGUGAGGGGUGUGUACGUUCAAAUAAUGAAGCAUGUUGCGUUGCUCGUCUUGUUGCAAGUAUAUUAUAAGAAAUGUUUAGCAGCAUCAAGAACUGAAAGAUCCUGUCCGUCUUACGCUUGUGUUCCGGACUCCGUUGGUGACAGCAACCCACAAGGAAUAACAAUCAAGUAUGCAAUUACAAAAAUAACCACAUUUGCAAGUUACACUACCUUCGAAGUCAUGAAAUGUACAAGAAAGAAGCCUCGAUGUAUGCCUAGCUCUAUUAUGGGAGUUUUUGUACUCAAAAACUUUGGCGACUGCAAUGGUUGAAAACGUAUGGAUGCAGUUCAACAAGUGUGCAGAAAAUGGUGCUGGUAUCAGUUUCAUGUAACUACCUAAUUAAGAUGAAACUUUUGUGAAGCGUAAUGUUAGAUACAAGAUACCAUUGCAAAAUUCCCUUUUAUUUCUCAAAUAAAACCACCAGGCUAAAUAUCAAA